Messenger RNA from Acanthosepion pharaonis, 576 nucleotides. Lineage: Eukaryota; Metazoa; Mollusca; Cephalopoda; Sepiida; Sepiidae. The record is from the annotation of a GenBank genome assembly.
AUGGUCAAUGCUAACGUUUUCAAAAUAUUUGCUAUUUUUGCAGGAAGUGGGCAAAUCCAGCUGUGGCAGUUUUUGCUCGAGUUGCUUUCGGACACUGGAAACUCCAACUGCAUCACGUGGGAAGGCACUAAUGGCGAGUUCAAACUGGUAGACCCGGACGAAGUGGCUCGACGGUGGGGAGAAAGAAAAAGCAAACCUAAUAUGAAUUAUGAUAAACUGAGUCGAGCUCUGCGCUACUAUUACGACAAGAACAUCAUGACCAAAGUGCAUGGCAAGCGAUACGCCUACAAGUUCGACUUCGCCGGCCUCGCCCAGGCCAUGCAGCCGUCCACAGCCGAUCCAACGGCCUACAAAUACCAACAAGAUAUACUUAUGUCAACUUACCACCACAACAGUAAACUAAACUUCAUGAACGCUCACACCCCGGCCGGCUCCGGUUUGUUCUCGACAGCUUCUGGUUACUGGGCCGGGCCCGGUUCAAACAUAUACCCGAAUAUUCCUAACCAUUCUAUGACGCACCAUGGACACGUAGCAUCACAUUUUGGUACAUAUUAUUCAUCGACUUGGAGUGGUUGA